Molecule: messenger RNA, 921 nt
Organism: Postia placenta MAD-698-R-SB12
Lineage: Eukaryota; Fungi; Basidiomycota; Agaricomycetes; Polyporales; Adustoporiaceae
Exons: 5
Molecular function (GO): helicase activity
Source: RefSeq, a predicted model, not a curated record
UGGCUUGUUGCUCAGACCAAUGUUGCUGUCAAGAACAUUGCAGAGAAGUUGGCUAAAGUUAGAUUUUUCAACUUCAAGGUUCUUGUAUCUACUGACUUCCAUCUUGGAUGGCAUGAACAUCUUUAUCAGAGACUUAAUGCAAAUAUCAUCCGCUCUGAUGAAUUCAGGAUUGCUGAAAAGCAGUUGAAUGGAUGCCCUGUUGUCCUUUGUACCCUUUCCAUGCUAUCCAACCCACGGGUUCAAGGCUUCAUGCAUGUUGUAUCCAUCAACACCCUUGUUGUUGAUGAGGCUAGUCAAAUUGCCAUACAAGACUAUGUCCCUCCUCUCUCUAUCUAUUCUACCAUCCAGAAGAUGUGUUUCAUUGGUGAUAACAAGCAAUAUUUUAUCUCCAAGACAAUCUACAACAAUGAACUUGCUUCAUACAAGGAGCAUCCCAUACCAAGUCAAGUUAUGGCCACAACCUUCAUUCAUGUGCAAGAUGCUACAGAAAAAAAGUUUCAAACCAGUUAUGUGAAUGCUGAAGAAUCAAAAGCUGUUAUGAAGAUUGCAGAGAAAUUGGAGAUGGAAAAUAAGAGCUACCGGAUUAUCACUCCAUAUGAUGCCCAGAGAAACUAUCUGGAGAAGGAGAUGAAAGCAUUUGGUUUGAGGUGGGAAAACAAGUGUUUCAAUGUGGAUUCCUUCCAAGGGAAUGAGGAUGACUUUAUAAUCAUCUCUCUUGUACGCACCAAGGAUCUUGGUUUCUUGACAGAUUUGCGCAGGACCAAUGUCAUGCUUACUCGCUGCAAGCGUGGCAUGUACAUUUGUACCAGCUGGGAAUUCAUCCAGGUUAUUGCUAAGGAAACACUGGUUGGUAAAAUGGCUAUUGAAUUUGGUGAUGAUGCUUGGAUAGGCAUGGGUCAGUUGGAGGCUGGAGAAUUCUGA